AUGGUGCGGAAGAAACAGCCCAAAAAAACACCUGCAGCAACGACGAAGGGGAAAAAGACCCACCGGUCAAGUAACUCUAAACCAAAUGCUGAGCCUGAGCCUGAGCCUGAGCCUGAGAAUAAGAAUCUUGAUCCUAAGAUUUCUGAACCUGAGAUUCCUGAGCCAGAGAUUUCUGAUCCCGAACUUCCUAUCUUUACGGCUCCUACAUCUCCGACUAAAGGGACUAGUCAAAAGGAAGAGGUCGAAAAGAUAAACCUGCCGCAAUCUUCCGCAACUGACUUCGGCCCGCCCCCAGGGCUGAGCUUCAGUUCUAGCCCCCCAACGUCGUCCCCCUUGUCGUCCCCUAGUCCUUCUAAUGAGCCGUUGCCGGAGGGUUUCAAACGGUGCCACCUGUCAACUGACGAUGAUGAGACCUCGGACGACGGCGGAACACCUACCAAAAAAGCCAAGCUGACCGCUGCCCCACUAAAGAAGCCAAACGUCGCAGAAGAAAACAUUCUUCUUCUUAGUCUCAAGGAUGAAAAAAACAUGAAGUGGCCUGAUAUCGUUGAAGCCUUCCGCGAGCACGGCUGGGCCGGUCGAAAGCAAACACUCCUCAAAAAUCGAUAUAGGAGUCUCAAAGAAGGAACAGUGUUCUGGGAGGAUGACGAUGCAAGUCCACUACUCCCCCCUCGCGAUAAUGCAAUACCACUUUUCCUACAAUAUUUUGACGGGCACUGGGCCGAAAAAGAGUUCGAGCGGACAAAGUGGGAUAAGGUGGCGGAGAGGAUGGUGGGGCUAGGUGCUAGUAGAAAGUUUCAGGGGGCAGCAUGUGAGAAGAAGUUCAAGGCAAAAGCCAUGGAGAUCAAAAAAAAGGGAGCGGCUGAAGAAGUUGCUGUAGUUUCAGAGGAACCCGCUGCUCCCGCAGAUGUUUCAAUGUCUUGA
Molecule: messenger RNA, 924 nt
Organism: Morchella sextelata
Lineage: Eukaryota; Fungi; Ascomycota; Pezizomycetes; Pezizales; Morchellaceae
Exons: 3
Coding region: 1-924 (307 amino acids)
Source: RefSeq, a predicted model, not a curated record